This is a messenger RNA of Camelus dromedarius (Arabian camel), 3825 nucleotides long. It is a transcript of the gene ARHGAP18, whose product is annotated as Rho GTPase activating protein 18. Gene Ontology annotation, biological process: signal transduction; regulation of actin filament polymerization; regulation of small GTPase mediated signal transduction. NCBI's taxonomy places the organism in Eukaryota, Metazoa, Chordata, Mammalia, Artiodactyla, Camelidae. Gene Ontology annotation, molecular function: GTPase activator activity. The transcript has 15 exons. Bases 173 to 2101 code for a protein of 642 amino acids. Gene Ontology annotation, cellular component: cytoplasm. The record is from RefSeq and is a predicted model, not a curated record.
AGGCUGCGCUUCGCGGUGAAGCGCGAGCGAGAGCCGCUUCUCUUCCCGGCCAGAGAGAGGAGGCGUGUCGGGGGAGCCAGCGCCCGGGGAAGAUUCUCCCAGAGGCUCAGAAUCGUCGCUUCCCUCUUCACUUCUUGUCACCCGGGCAUUCCCUGCUCUGGACCUGGGGACGAUGGUUAUAAUAGUAACGAAGCUGGUGCACUGCUUUCACCUCAGUCGCAGAUAUGGCCAGUAUACCAUGAAUCAGGAAAUCACCAAAGUUUCAGAAAAGCCUCCAUUUGAUCGAUCAAGUUCCCAGGAUUCUUUGGAUGAACUGUCUAUGGAAGACUAUUGGACUGAAAUACAGAAUAUCAGGAAAUCUAAUGAGAACAGACAAGAAGACCAGGAGGUGGUGGUUGUCAAAGAGCCUGAUGAGGGAGAAUUGGAAGAAGAAUGGCUUAAGGAGGCCGGUUUGUCCAAUCUCUUCGGAGAGGCUGCUGGAGAUCCCCAAGAAAGCAUGGUGUUUUUAUCAACACUGACCCGGACCCAGGCGGCAGCUGUUCAGAAACGAGUGGAGACUGUCUCCCAGACCUUGAGGAAAAAAAACAAACAGUACCAGGUUCCUGACGUCAGAGACAUAUUUGCUCAACAGAGAGAGUCAAAAGAAAAAGAAGCUCCAGAUGGCACCGAAUCACAAUCAGUUGGAACAGAUGAAAACAAAGAUCAAGCAAAAGAUGGCCAGGCAUCUAGCCUAGUUGUUGGUGAAAAGGACCUGAUUCCACUGGUGCCUGAGGAGGCACCUGCCUCUGAAACAGACAUCAACCUGGAGGUAUCAUUUGCAGAGCAAGCAGUCAAUCAGAAAGAGAGUGCCAAGGAGAAGACCCUGAGAAGCAAAGGCGAUGAUGCCCUGUUACCUAGUUUCAGAUUGCCAAAAGACAAAACAGGCACCACCAGGAUCGGUGACCUGGCACCCCAGGACAUGAAGAAAGUUUGCCAUUUAGCCCUAAUUGAGCUGACUGCCCUCUACGAUGUAUUGGGUAUUGAACUGAAACAACAAAAAGCUGUGAAAAUCAAAACAAAAGAUUCUGGCCUGUUUUGUGUUCCAUUGACAGUACUGUUAGAACAAGAUCAGAAGAAAGUCCCAGGAACUCGAAUACCUUUGAUAUUUCAAAAACUGAUUUCUCGAAUUGAAGAAGGAGGUUUGGAAACUGAAGGCCUCUUAAGAAUACCCGGAGCUGCCGUUAGAAUCAAGAAUCUUUGCCAAGAACUCGAAGCAAAGUUUUAUGAAGGGACUUUUAAUUGGGAAAGUGUCAAGCAGCAUGAUGCCACCAGCCUGCUGAAACUCUUCAUCCGGGAGCUGCCCCAGCCGCUGCUCAGUGUGGAAUAUCUCAAAGCGUUUCAGGCUGUCCAGAAUCUUCCAACCAAGAAGCAGCAACUACAGGCUUUGAACCUUCUUGUCAUCCUGCUGCCUGAUGCAAACAGAGACACACUCAAGGCCCUGCUUGAAUUUCUCCAAAGAGUGGUAGACAAUAAAGAGAAGAAUAAGAUGACAGUCAUGAAUGUAGCAAUGGUCAUGGCCCCAAAUCUCUUCAUGUAUCACACAUUGGGUUUGAAGUCCAGCGAACAGCGAGAAUUUGGAAUGGCAGCCGGGAUAGCUCAUAUCAUGCACUUACUGAUUAAGUAUCAAAAACUUCUGUGGACAAUUCCCAAGUUUAUUGUCAACCAAGUGAGGAAGCAAAACACCGAAAAUCAUAGAAAAGAUAAAAAAGCCAUGAAGAAAUUGCUGAAGAAAAUGGCUUAUGACCGAGAAAAAUAUGAGAAGCAAGAUAAGAGUGCAAAUGAUGCUGACGUUCCUCAGGGAGUGAUUCGAGUGCAAGCUCCCCAUCUUUCGAAAGUUUCCAUGGCAAUACAGCUAACUGAAGAACUCAAAGCCAGUGAUGUACUUGCCAGGUUUCUCAGCCAAGAAAGUGGGGUUGCCCAGACUCUCAAGAACGGGGAAGUUUUUUUGUAUGAAAUUGGAGGAAAUAUUGGGGAACGCUGCCUUGAUGAGGACACUUACAUGAAGGACUUGUAUCAGCUCAACCCAAAUGCUGAGUGGGUUAUAAAGUCAAAGCCAUCGUAGAAGACUUGAGCCACCAGUGACCACAAGGACUUCCUUAGUAAUGCUUGCUGGGUCAAGGGUGUAGAUAAAAGAGACGGGCAGGACUCUUGUGUGUUAUUCUGACACACCCAGCUAUUGAAUAGUGACACUCUCAAGCCUUAAAAUGUUAUAGAUUUGUGCUGCUGCCAGAUUAUGUCAAUUAUUAUUGUUAAUAUUAUUAUUGGAAAGCAAAUAUCUCUGGAGUGAGAAGAAAGGGGCUUACCUAGCUUGUAGGCUAAUUUUAUGUACCCUGUGAAAUAUGUCCAGCUGUGAUACCAUUUUUCUUUAAUAUGAAAAUAAUACUCUCUUCCCUCUUACUUUUUUUCUCCUAAAAUGAUACAUCCAGUAGUAGGUGCUUUUUCACCUUUCUCUCCUCCUGACAUCUGCCUUCCCCCAUUUAGAUUUGCUUUUCAACCAAAAAGGUAGCAAACACCAGGUAUGGCAAGUUGUGAAGACAGUACAGCUUAAAACAGACUGAAUUCAGCAGUAUUCCUGGCACUCUUGAAUGUUAAUAUUCAUCUCUUUGAAUCACUGGUUCAGACAAUGGCUUCCCGCUUCUCCCUGCCGUGUCACGUGAAGUGAUUUGCAUUUCUUUUUUCAGUUCUUCUGACCUAGGUGCACGGAACUGUAUCCACUACCAAGAAAACAGAACUGUCAGAAACUGCCAAUUAUUAAUCCACCACUUAAGACUUACAUAGUCAGAAUAAAUAAAAUGUAUCCGUGUGGCAUAACUGGAUUAUGGAUAACAAGAGAGUGAAAGCCAGAUCACGUCACGUGUUCUGCACCCUUCUAAAUGAAAUACAGAGUCACAGCUGGCUUUACCUACCGUCGUAUUAGCAUAAAUAUGCGUGAAAGUAUGAUCCAGUAAUUGUCGAGAAUGCAUUCUACUGAAAGAGGGUUUUUUUCUACUCAUAAAUAUGUCAGCAGGAAGAGUUAUUCUUCUGGGUAUGACACAGUCAUAUGAACAAGCUUUUGUUUGUGUACUUAUAAUAAUCAGAGCAAAUUCAUUAAAAUGCUGUGGAAGUUCCCAUUUUCAGGGAUUUUAAUGCACACACCAUAUUGUGACAAGUGAUGAGCCUCUGUACUGUAAAUAAGAGGGAUGAAGUGAGGGAGAGUCUGUUCAAUAUUUUAUGAGUUUAGAGUGUAGUAAAUAAAAGGUGAUGUAAAUGAAUGUUGCACAAACUGUGUUUAUGAUACUUUUAGUAGGACUUUAGGAAAAAUUGCACACUUUCAGAAGCUCUUGCAGUCACUCUAAUGAGGAGGGAAAUGCUGCUAAUGAGAACGGUUGCAAAUUUUGGGCAUAUAAUUACAAGAGCAGCCUGUGGAUAUGAUCACUUAAGUAACUGGUGAUUUGUGCCAUUGCUUUUUUAUUUAAAAAUUUUUUAUAAUUAAAUGCAUUUUUCUAAAUGAUCUUCUCGGAAUUACUGCUUUUAAUCCUAUCCAUUCACAAGUGUAAUAAUGGCCUAUUUUGAGUUUUCCUGCUCCUGUUGCUCCUGUGUAGUUUUUUAAAGUGGGAAGACGUGUGGGAGAUAGAAACUUGUUUCCUUUCUUAGCUUUUUUCUUUAUGCAGAUUUCUAUUGUUUAGAAUUUUUCAAAGCACACUGUAUUCUGUUUCUGAUUCCAACAAUGUACAUUCAUUCCCCAGUUAGCAAAAUGUUUUAGUAAUGGUUUAAUGUAAUGAAAAACAAUUAAAAAUAUAAAACCAA